Messenger RNA from Sinocyclocheilus anshuiensis, 3504 nucleotides. Its product is annotated as caM kinase-like vesicle-associated protein. The transcript has 14 exons. Lineage: Eukaryota; Metazoa; Chordata; Actinopteri; Cypriniformes; Cyprinidae. The record is from RefSeq and is a predicted model, not a curated record. Bases 195 to 2471 code for a protein of 758 amino acids. Gene Ontology annotation, biological process: protein phosphorylation. Gene Ontology annotation, molecular function: ATP binding; protein kinase activity.
UCUGGGGGAGCGAGAGAGAGGGAGGAAGAGACAGACAGCAGCAUUGCACGCCGAUAGUCUUGUCAGAACUGCGCCGAUCUAAUGCGUCGCUCACAAACGAGCCAUUAACGCUCGCAGUCUUCAAAGUUUGGAUUUCCUCAUCCAUCCCGUGCGUAUUCUGUGCCAUUCCGAGCAGACGUCAGGUUUGGAAGAAAAUGAGAGUGGAUGCUGUCAUGCCAUUUGGGUGCCUUGCUCUGCGAGAUGGGCGGACAUACAAUAGCCUGUCAGACAUUACUGACAAAUACGAGAUUGGACAGGUCCUCAAGGCCAAAGAAUUUUGCGAGCUGUGCCUGGUAAAGGAACGACAGACGGACAAGGUCUAUGUGUGCAAGAAAUUCCUCAAGAAGGAUGGCAGGAAAGUGCGGAAGGCAGCCAAGAACGAGAUCAUGAUCUUGAAAAUGGUCAAACACUCAAACAUCCUGCAGCUGAUUGAUGCAUUCGAGACCAGGAAAGAGUUCUUCAUCAUACAAGAGCUGGCCACAGGUGGAGAUGUGUUUGACUGGAUCUUAGACCAGGGGAACUACACAGAGAGAGAUGCCGCCAAUGUGAUCCGUCAGGUCUUAGAAGCAGUGGCGUACAUUCACUCCCUCAACAUAGUACACAGGAACUUAAAGCUGGAGAACUUGAUGUACUAUAGAGAGAAUAACCACAACAAGGUCGUUUUGCGGGAUUUCUACCUGUCCAGGUUUGAGAAUGGCUCAAUCACCGAGCCCUGCGGGACACCCGAGUAUCUGGCCCCUGAAGUGGUGGCUCGUCAUCGCUAUGGAAGACCAGUCGAUUGUUGGGCAGUGGGGGUCAUUAUGUACAUCUUGUUGUCUGGAAACCCUCCGUUCUAUGAUGAAACUGAGGAGGAGAACACAGACAUGCACAACCGGAUAAUAUUCUGCCGCAUUGUUGCUGGAGAAUUUGAAUUUGAUUCACCAUACUGGGAUGAAAUUUCCCCUACUGCGAAAGAGCUGGUCUGCAGACUUAUGGAGGUUGACCCGAUGCUGAGAAUUACUGCACAAAAUGCCCUUUCGCAUGGAUGGAUCGCUGGAAAUGGGGCUUCGGAAAAGAAUCUGAAGGAAGGAGUCUGUGCUCAAUUUGAGAAAAACUUUGCAAAGGCCAAGUGGAGGGAGUUGAAGAAAGCGAUUCGUGUCACCACAUUCAUGCAGCGACUUCGAGCCUCUGAAGUGGGAUCUUCUGAUGGGGUAGUUGAAGGCCAGGGCGAAGAGGACAAAGCGGAUGGAUUAGAUGGUAAAGGGAUACAAACAGACUCAGGCGGCAUUUCUACUGUGAGCAUGUCCCAUGAGGUGUCUGUCGAAAGCAGACCUGUGGAGAAUCAAGAAGAGGAGAAAGCAAGACACCUAAAAGCAGAAGAGAAAGAAGCAGAGACCCUUGCCAGAUCAAACAGCUCUUUAAAAGUACAAGCAGGUGAGCUGAACAAAAACGAGACUACUGAAGGCACUUCUGAUAGGGAGGACAAACCAUCAACAAGAGCGAGCCAGAAAGCCAAGACCUCGGACAACCGAGAGAACAAUGUUCCCAAGGAGCCAGAGGCCACAACUGUUGGCAGUGUCGAAAAUAAAUCACCUUUCCCUGAUACUCCAAAUCGACGCACAAUGGCAGCCAAACUCUCAAUGGAUCAUGGCUCAUGUUCAGAUGCCAAAACCAGUACCUUGUCAGUGGGAAAGGAACCAACUCUUAAAUCAGAAAACAAAAAAGACACAGUCCAUGAUAUGGCUGCAAGUAGCUGGUGUCAAACACAGCUCCCGGAAGCAGUUGCAGAGAGUCCAGCAGAAGUAGGAGUGACUUGCGAAGUCAAUCCUAAGAGCAGAGAGUUGAAGAAAGGACGAACGGACAAGGGUUGCCAGUCAGUGAAAAACAUCCAGUGUACAUAUGCAGGAUUGGGAUCUUCAAGUCUUGGCUGUGAUAAAACAGUAUUUGAGCAGGAGCUGCAAGAGAUGGUCCAUGGCGCAUCAGGGUACGGUAGCCCGUACUGUCCAACUUACUCUGUCGGACAGUACGGUGGCCUGGAUCCUGGAAGUGGAGCGAGUGCAGACUGGCAAAUGGAUUGUGUAAUCGAACAAAUUGAAAAGCAAAUGGCUGCCGUGUUAGAGAAGAUCGAGGGGGACAUGCCUUCAUUGCUGGAGCAGAUCAGCGACCAUCCCGAGACCCUUCCGAGAGCAAAGAGCGCCAGCUCUUCCCCAUCACCCCGACCUCGCUCGCACCAUCAUUCGACCCCACCGCCCCUUCCCACCACACCUCGCCCAGCAAUGCCUUCUCUACAACACCUGACCAUCCCGCCUCCCUCAUACCCACCACCUUCCCCACCCAGUCACAUCCAGGGUCACAGCCAUCCAACUGCCGACGAGGGUAACAGUGAUGGCCAGAAGUCUACAAAGCGGUCUGGCCAAUCACCAAGGGGAAGUUUGUCAGGAACAGGGUUGUAAAUAUGCUAAAAGGAUGUGAAUGCUCAAGAAUAAAGUAGGUACGGCAUGUAACAAAAAAAUCUUUGGGAUAUGGAUUAUGGAUCCAUGAGUACAGCAUACCUUUCGGGGCUGUACAAAGAUCUAUGGGCUCCAAUGCAAAGAGCCUUGUUAUUGAUUUUAUGUGAAGGAUAAGAAGCUUUUUUUAAUGUAUGAAGAGGAAAGUGAGCAAACUGAACACUAUUUUGUAAUAUUAGAGAAAACAGUUAAGGUUAUCCCACUUUAAAUGGUUGUAAAUGGCUCUGCUCUACACUACAAAAUCAUUGCAAACACUAUUAUGUUUCCUAAAUAAUUUCAUAAUUAUAACGUAGAGUCUGUGGAUACAGUUUGGAUACAAGAGUUUAUAUAACCUGAAAAUUCACCUUUAAUGAAACUUGUUUCCUUAAAACAAGUUGGCAUCCUGCUCUGUUUUGGAGAACCGCUGCACAAUUGCUCUUCACCAGGUACUGACUUUGGAGGGUGUUAUUAUUUUUGUCACUUCAUCCAUCUUGGAUUUUUUCUCUGAGAUAGUGAAGUUGAAGCAGUCCAUCUGUGUACUCUCAUCAAUCAUUUACCUUCUGUAAUAUUUCCAAUAAGACUAUUUCAUUUAUCUUUCUUAUUGUAUAUUCUCGCAUUGUACAGCAGUUUCUAUACGUCUCUGCCAAACAUGACAGUCUUUCAUUGAUUGAGAAUAAUAAUGCUCAGAGGGCGAGAAUUGAUCAUAACUUCAAGACUACUUUAAAACUAUAUUCUCUUUCCUGGCCUUUUUUUCCGCUGUUGUAUGUGUCCAUCUACGUGUUUGUUUGAUUCUCAUUCUCUUACUCUAUUUUCUCAAUUUAUGAUGCAUACUAGUAUAUCUUUACAUUGUAAAGUACUUUUGCUAAUAUAUCCUAAAGUAAGCUCUAAUGUCUAUAUGUAAAAUCCUCGCAAAUGUCUGUGAACUGUAACUGUGGCUUCCACCUCCCCAAUUAUUAUAUAGAUUUUGGUGAUGUGAAUAUUAUUCCAAGUUAUUUUUUGC